This is a messenger RNA of Ochlerotatus camptorhynchus, 981 nucleotides long. Its product is annotated as heterogeneous nuclear ribonucleoprotein L-like. NCBI's taxonomy places the organism in Eukaryota, Metazoa, Arthropoda, Insecta, Diptera, Culicidae. Gene Ontology annotation, biological process: regulation of RNA splicing; DNA-templated transcription. Bases 1 to 981 code for a protein of 326 amino acids. The transcript is spliced from 4 exons. Gene Ontology annotation, molecular function: DNA-directed RNA polymerase activity; mRNA binding; DNA binding. Gene Ontology annotation, cellular component: nucleus. The record is from RefSeq and is a predicted model, not a curated record.
AUGAAACAGUCGAAGCUGGACAUUCUACAUACCAUCUGCUCACCCAAUGGACAAGUGGAACAUAUCGUGAUGUUCAAGAAGAAUGGAGUCCAAGCUAUGGUUGAGUUUGACAGCAUUGAAUCCGCCACCAGAGCUCGCGAUGCAUUGAACGGCUGUGACAUCUACUUCGGUUGCUGCACACUAAAGAUCGACUAUGCCAAGCCAGAAAAACUCAAUGUUUACAAAAACGACACGAGCUCCAAUUGGGACUACACAUUGGAAGCAGCCGUCUCCAAGGAUGCCUGCAACGGACGAGUCCAGUUGCUACACGGUCCUACCAUCUUCGGCAGAAGGCCCACCCCGUACAACGACCGUCAAUCAUUAGUCAACCAUGGUUCUAAACCAAACUGGAAACCAACACCGGCCGGAAAACACGUUGGACUGAUGAAGAACGCACCGCUGACUCGAAACGGGCCAGCCAACUUCAUUCAACCGGCACAGCAAUGGGGCGCAGUGAUGAUAGUCUACGGACUCGAUAACAACACAGCCAACACCGAUAAGCUGUUCAAUCUAUUCUGCCUGUUCGGAAAUGUUGUCAGGAUAAAGUUCCUGAAGACCAAAAACUACUUGUCAGAGUCCACCCUACCGGACAAUUCGAUCAGCUUCAAGGACUACAGCACCUCCAAGAACAAUCGCUUCCUUUCCGGAGCAAGAUUCUCCACUUCUUCAAUAGCCCACCCGGCAGUGGCCACGACAGCCUGGUCGGCAGCAGCGUCCGGUGGUGUGACGCCCAUUUCGGUGACGGGUGGCUGUCUCAAAUCCGAACACCAUGGACCAAUCUUCAAUUCGGGCCUCACACCUACCGAGUCCUUCUUCCACAUCAUGGCCGGACGAGAGGGUUUUAUCGAUACGGCAGCCAAUACGGCUGAAUCGGGUUAUCUACAGCGAUGGUUGGUAAAAUGCUUGGUAGAUCUGAUCGUAUUGGACGAUGGUACGGUUUGA